AUGAAAGCGUUCGCUAUAAUUUUUUGCAUCGCCUCAAUAUCGAGUUACGUUAACUCAUCGGCGAUCGGCAACGAAUCCCCGCAAAUAAUCCCCAUGCCCAAUGGUGUCAGCGGCGAUGGCAUAACCACCCGCUACUGGGACUGCUGCGCCCCAUCGUGCGCCUACUACGGGUACUUGCCGGCGGGAAUGCACCCGGUGCAAACCUGCCAGAAGGACGGUUACACCAACAGCACCGAAGAGAACAACGCCCAGUCCGGUUGCCAAGCGGGAGGAGUCGCUUACACUUGCAGCAACCAAAUACCCUAUCUCAAGAACGCCACCUUGGCCUACGGAUGGGCGGCGGCCUCCUUCACCGGCGGUUUGGACUACAGCCAGUGUUGCUCGUGCUUCCUGUUGUCCUUCAAAGGCCGAUUGACCGGGAAGAAAUUCCUCGUUCAAAACGUUAAUACAGGUCCCUACUUGGCAACUAACCAAUUCGAUUUGCAAAUACCUGGGGGUGGAGUGGGGCUUUACAAUCUGGGUUGCAUGACGCAAUGGAACACGUCGGAGGAUGGUUGGGGCGACAGGAUCACCGGAGUUAAAGACGAAGAGCAGUGCAAAAUCUUACCGGAGGUCCUGCAGCCGGGUUGCAGAUUCAGGUUCGAGUACAUGGAGGGUAUUGAUAAUCCCGAUGUUUCCUUCGAACAAGUGAAAUGUCCCGCUGAAUUGGUGGCUGUUUCCGGAUGCGGGAGUACUAAUUGA
Molecule: messenger RNA, 741 nt
Organism: Phyllotreta striolata
Lineage: Eukaryota; Metazoa; Arthropoda; Insecta; Coleoptera; Chrysomelidae
Source: the annotation of a GenBank genome assembly